UUUCUUGGAGCUUUUGUCCUUUUGAGAGAAGAAGGUGUCACUUUACAGAUCACUUAGCAAGAAUUGUGUCAUGAGGAAGUGUAUGCAGGGCACCUAGAGACAGAAUAUUUCCCUGGAGAAAACCAAGAGGGUACCACUCCCUAGAAGUCAGUGAAGGCAAGGGCUGGAGUGAAGUGUCUCUGAAGAGGCCAGAGGAUUUCAAGAAAAUGAAGCCUUUUUUUCACUUGCUUUUUGUGUUGGUUGCUGUCCCAGAUGUUCUAGCUUUUCCAAAUUUUGUCAUCGAAAAUGCCAGUCCUCUUCUGGAAAAUGCCUCUGAACACACCCGGGUCGCCAUAAUCACUAUGCCUGUCUCACCUCCCGCUUCUCUGAUUGGAGAUCCUAUUAUCAUUAAUGCGAAUCCUGUAGUCCAUCCAUUUGUGCUGUCUCGUCGAUCUACACAUCAGUGGGAAUUAUUCAUCACGGGAGUACCCAAGCUGGACUUUGAGACGGUGACUCUCUACUCCUUGAUAAUCUAUGCCAAAGACAACCAAGGGGCGACAGCGUCACAGACCAUUUUAAUACAGAUUGCUGAUGUGAAUGAACCUCCCACCUUCAGUGGAUCCCUUGCUCAGGGAGACCAAGUUACUGAGAUUUAUAUCCUAGAAGACACUGCCCUGGGCACAAUCAUUUACAGAGCAGCAGCCAAGGAUCCAGAAGAUGCUGUUUUGGAGUACUUCCUUUCCCCGGAGGCCUCUGGCUUCACAAUUGACAGCCUCGGAACAAUUUCUACAGCAGCAGUUUUUGAUUUUGAAAGUAAAACUAGAAGUUUCUCACUAGUUAUUAAAGUGGUUGAUCCUGGAGGACUCUUCACUGCUGGGAAUCUGAAGAUUUUCCUCAUCAAUGUCAAUAAUAAGGACCCUGUUCUUACCUGCAGCUUAUUCAAUAUUGAAAAUUAUGUCUCGAGUGUUACUUCUAUAAACUCAACUCUGCACAAUAAAAUCAACAUCACACUGGAUGAAGAAAUUCCAAUUGGGAAAACGGUUGGAGUAUGCCAGGCAACUGAUGAAGAUAAUUUGGGUGACUUAACCUUUGAACUAGAUCCAUGGAAUAUUUACUUUGCAGUUGACAAAGAGCAUGGGACCGUGGUUACUGCUGCCCGCCUUGAUGUGGAGAGAGCUGGGUUUGCGCGUGUCCAGUCCUUCUCCAUUAAGGCUUGUGACUAUGACCGGAGGUGUGCAUCCAUUCUAGUGACUGCCAAUAUCCACGGCAUAAAUGACAACUCACCUUUCUGUGAUCGGUAUCUGAUUAGGUACACAGGCAAGGAGGUGAUUGCAAAUAACACAGUAGUUGCAAAACUCUCAUGUCAUGAUCUUGACGACCCUCCUGAUACAAUACAUUAUGCUCCAAGCUCGGGGCCAAUUGGUUCUGGACAACUCUUUGAGCAAGUGCCAAAUGCUGAAAAUGUCAUCCAGGUUGCCAAAGAACUGGAUUAUGAAAACCCAGAGAUGAUUGCAGCUGGACAUAUCUAUGAAAUGAUGAUUUCAGUAUUUGAUGACCUACGUCCCUCCCACACAGUAACUGUGACGAUCAUUGUAGAGAUUGCUCCAGCCAAUGAUUUCAGCCCUGUAUUUAAAGCUGCGCACUAUUUGUUCUCUGUUCCGGAAACAUCAGGAGCUUUCUACAAAGUUGGAAGAGUGACUGCCAUUGAUGAAGACCACCCACCAAACUGUGUGACGUACAAAAUAACCAGUGGAGAUAUUCAAGUUGUACAAAGAUUCUGGAUUCACCCUCUCUCUGGAAUGAUUGAACUCACCACACAGCCAGACUACGAGACCGUGAAGCAGUAUAACCUCACCGUGGAAGGUGUGGACUGUGACAGAUUUCACCCUCGCACAGCAAUGACCACGGUCACUGUUGACAUUGAAGAUGAGAAUGAUGAAACACCUGUCUGCACACCCUCUUUCUAUAAGGCAGUCAUUUUUGACAAUGUUGUUGCAGGGACAAAUGUCAAUGGCUUCAAAUUAAACUGCCAUGACAGAGAUUCACAAGAUUUUGAAAUGCGCUUUGAGAUAGUUUCUGGAAAUGAGAACCAUCAUUUUGGAUUUGACCCAACUCGAGGUUCAAAUACUCCAAAAUUAAUUGUGAAGAACCCUUUUAACUUUGAAUCUGGAGGUGAACUGCAUCAGAAGUACCACCUCGUGGUCCACAUAAUCGAUGACAACCUGAAAUACAGCAAAGCCACCAGGCCCAGGACGGGCACCGCUAUUAUAGAUAUUUAUGUGAAGAGGGUCAACACACCACCUCCUCCAACUACCAGUUCUGAACAAAGAAAAGGUCUGACUGUUGUGUACACAGCUAUCAACACCUACACAUCCAGUGGCUGGUACAUCCCUUUUAUCUUCACUCUGAUGGCUGUUUUCUUUGCCGGGUUGGUUUCCUGGGUAUGUUUCCUGCUUUGGAGAUAUGGAAACACUAUGGGAUGCUGUCAGAAAAUGGCCAAGGAAUUUUCCAAGCCCAAACCCAAGGGUAUGAAGUAUAUUGCAGGAGAUAGAAAUCAAAAGGAAAAGAUUGUCAUUGGAAACAGAAAUAAAAAAACAGAAGUAUUGACAGAAACCAUUGUGUACGAGACCAUAUUUGAUGGAGAAGCUGUUGAUCCAGUUUCUGGGAAUGUGUAUGAAUAUAACAGCAGAACAGGUGCAAGAAAGUGGAAGAAGCCCCCCAGCCAUCAGGAGGAGUCCUUGUACUCCCUCCCAGAGACCCCCACUUCUGAGGAGCCCACAUCCUUAAAAAUUCCCAUGCAGGAGUAGUAUUUUCUUGUGUCUCUGAAUGAUUGCUUUUUUGUGUAUGUCACUGUCAUGACAAUUUUUACUUGGCAACCUGAAAUUAAAUUGUAGAUGUGAGGCCAGCUGCUUUGUUCACAGCUUUUUGUAAUCUUCCAGUUGGAGGUGUCUGGGUGAAGGCAACAGGACUGGUCGACCUUGAGUCUCUAAAUAUGCUUUGCUGAAAACUAGAGACUAAAUUGAUACAUGUUCACGGUCUGACUUUUCCCAGUGGAAGGUGUGCUUGUUAUGACUGGAGAUUUUGUUUUGCUCACUCCUGUAGUUCCAGCACAUGCUUGGCACAUAGUGGGGACUCCAUACAUAUUUGGGGAAUAAAUGAAUUUGAAUAUAUAAAUUUAGAUCUCGUGCCUUUAAUUCAAAUUUCUUAUAACUCCUAUGAUCCACAGAACACAAAUGGGAAUUAUCUUUAGAGAAGAACGUUUUUGGUUUCUAGUAGUCAAAAAAAAUAAAGGAUUUUUUUCAGUAUUUUUGAAAAGCACAAUUGAUCUUGCUUUCAAUUUUCUUUUUAUAGCACCAUGGAGAACGACCACCUGACAUUUUACUUAUUAUUAUUGAUGACUUGUCAAGGAAAUGUUGGAAUCCAUUGUUUUGAGAGCUAUGUACUUAGACAAAUAAGUUUUUAAAUACAUAUGAGCUCUCUGAUGAGCUCCCUCCUUGGGUAUCACAAGACAUACGACAGCAGGAGACUAAAGGGUUGUUGAUGGUAGAGACUAAGUCCACAUUGAACCCAAAA
Molecule: messenger RNA, 3552 nt
Organism: Rhinolophus ferrumequinum (greater horseshoe bat)
Lineage: Eukaryota; Metazoa; Chordata; Mammalia; Chiroptera; Rhinolophidae
Product: cadherin-related family member 3-like
Exons: 19
Coding region: 207-2786 (859 amino acids)
Biological process (GO): cell morphogenesis; calcium-dependent cell-cell adhesion; cell-cell junction assembly
Cellular component (GO): synaptic cleft; catenin complex; axon terminus
Molecular function (GO): cadherin binding; calcium ion binding
Source: RefSeq, a predicted model, not a curated record